Molecule: messenger RNA, 774 nt
Organism: Colletotrichum chrysophilum
Lineage: Eukaryota; Fungi; Ascomycota; Sordariomycetes; Glomerellales; Glomerellaceae
Exons: 2
Coding region: 1-774 (257 amino acids)
Biological process (GO): DNA-templated transcription
Cellular component (GO): nucleus
Molecular function (GO): DNA binding; zinc ion binding
Source: RefSeq, a predicted model, not a curated record
AUGGGCCCGGCUGCAGAGCAAGAUACCUACGUCCUUGACUCCAUUCCAUCGGGCGUCAUGAGCAGCCCGGAUGAUGUAGAUGCCGACAUGAUCCAAGUCUACGCCGGUACCAAGUACCCCUGGGACCCUCCAGUCCACUUCUGCCUACUCCAAGACGAGUUCGCGCCACACGACAACGCCGCAAAGCAGACUGCCUCAAACGCCAUCGAGGGUCUCGUGGGGCCAUACGGACCUAUUCUAGUCAGGCUCUACUUCAAGCAUGUUCAUCCCGUCCUCCCGAUCCUCUCCAAAGGGAGGUUCCUAAGGCAGUACGCCUCCGAUAAGACCAAGCUCCCAGCUUCCCUCAGAGGGGCAGUAUACGCGUUGGCCUCCGUUUUCGAGAAGAAAGACCCAUCCCUGAAGGGACCCUUCCCUUUCCAGCAACACCAGCUUGCCGAUUACGCGACCGACUCUCUGCAGCGAGAGCUUGACUCUCCAAACCUGGCCAAGUUACAGGCUAGCCUACUCCUGCUACACGUCAAGCCCAACCAUGUCGACAGCAUUGAGCAUCCACGGACAUGGACCUCGACCGCCGAGGCUGUGGCUAUAGCUCAAAUGAUCGGACUACACCAGGACCCAGAGCGGUGGUCCCUCGCACCCUGGGAAAAGAGGCUGCGCAGGAAGCUCUGGUGGGCGACACGUAUGGUCGGCUGUAUGCCAUGGGAACCCACCGCACAUCUAUCCCGCAUCCUUCAAUACUUCUGCGAUGGCGAUGGAAGAUUUGAGAAGCGAUGA